Messenger RNA from Oreochromis aureus, 4082 nucleotides. RefSeq names its product coiled-coil alpha-helical rod protein 1 (gene cchcr1). The transcript has 21 exons. Gene Ontology annotation, biological process: protein export from nucleus; cell differentiation. Lineage: Eukaryota; Metazoa; Chordata; Actinopteri; Cichliformes; Cichlidae. The record is from RefSeq and is a predicted model, not a curated record. Gene Ontology annotation, cellular component: centriole. The coding region runs from base 270 to 2903 and encodes 877 amino acids.
CAGUUAUGCUUAAAUAAACCAUUUAAUUUGUUGAAUUUCAUAUGCAUAGAUAUAUGAUACAUCGAAACUUUAACAUGUCGGUUAUUUGAACGGAAAAUAACGACUGACACGACCAAAAAUUGCCCAAACCGAGAGCUCUGAAUGUUGCUGUUGUACCCGUAACUAAGGCAACGGUGAAGAAUGACGUGACUCGCGGGAGAACAAACGCUAAACGCACCACAGCAGCCGUGUACUGUUUCCUUCCUGUGUGGUGGCAAUAGUUAUUCAACAUGGAGAGACAAACUUUAGGGAAGGAGAGGCUGAUAGUGCCCACUGAUUUCACCUCACCAGCACUUCCGAGGGAGACUCCGGAGGACCUCAUACCGCCAUCGCAUUUUUCAUCAAGUGCCCAUUCUGCUGGAACAAACAGAUGUGUUCAAAUGCCGGCGACACAGCCACCCAUCUCCUGGAUAAACCAAGGCAUGAUAUCAGCACCAUCAUCAGGGGAACCAAGUCCUGCCAAUCCAUGGCUUGCCAUCAAUCAGGCCCAACAGGAAAUCUUGGAGCUGAGGAAGGAAAAUCAAAGGAUCUUGAUGCUACAAGGAGACAGCAUAAGGACCCCUGAUUAUCGUUCAGAUUGUAGAGCCAGAUCAAAAGACAGAGGAGAUAAUUGGUCUCGAUGGGAAUCAGAGUGGCGACUGGAGGCAGAAAAGCACAAGGCUGAAGCAGAGAGGUUAAAGGGGCAGGUGGAGGCACUAAAGGAGAUUGCAGAAAGAUGCAGGGAAGAGGUCAGAGACAAAGACAACACCCUUAGCAGACACAGCCAUGAGAUGGAAGCAAUACAUACGGAUCUAUCCAAGGCUAAGUCUGAACUCAGCCAAAUCAGAGAGGAGCUCAGUUUCUGCAGCGCACAGAAGGAAAAAAUAAGCUCACAGCUUGAAAGACUGAAAGCAGAGUCUGAUGAGGAAAUUACAAGGCUGAGGAGAGAUGCUGAAAGGAGCAAAGAAGAAUCCCGGGAGCUUGCUUUGAAGGUUGAAAUGGGCAGGUUGCAGGCUGAAGAGGAAGCCAAACAACAGACUCUCAGACUAUUAGAGCAACUAGAGGAAUUUCAGAACAACAAGGAGGUGGAGCUGCAACAGUUGAAUGCAUCCCAUCAUGCAGAGUUGGAUGCAGCACAAAAAACAAAUGGUGAACUACAGGACCGACUUCAGUCAAUGACCUCAGAACUGCUGCAGCUAAAGAACACUCUGAUGGAAGUAUCUACUGAGAGAAAUGGACUAAAAGAACAUUUAAGCCAAAUGGGACAAGCUUUUGAGACACAGUCUGCUACAUUGCAAAGCCUCAGAAAUUACAUCGGCCAGCUUGCACCAGAGAAAGGAGAGAGGGAACGAUUAAAUGAAGCUGUUGAGAGGCUGAACAAAGAGAAAGCUGCUCUUCAGACAACUGCAGAGCUUUUGACAGUCAGGCUUAACUCUGUGAAUGAGAUACUCGCCCUCCAAGAAGAGAAAAUGGUGAAAAAGGAUGUUUGCGGACCACGUCAGACAUCGAUGGAUCCACUUGUGGAGAAAGGAUCCGAAGGCCUUCAAGUGCUUCAGCUGUGGAGAGAGAAAGUGUUCAAGUUGUGUGUCCAGCUUCGCUCAAAGGACAUCGAGAUAAGAGGAGAAAAGGAAAAACUGAUUUCAAAAGUCAGAUUUGCAGAGCAGCAGCUGCAGCAGGAGCAGCACAGAGCUAGCGUGCUCCAACACAGCCUACAUGACAGGAUCGCUGAGCUGGACCUCGAGAGGGUGGAAAAGGAUGCACUGAAACAGGAUUUGGCCAGUGUUCACAAGGAAAAUGUUCAGUUGAAGUUACAGAGCCAGAAAGCAGAGGCUGAACUUAAAACCUUGACAGAGGCAGUGCAGAGAUUCUGUCAGGCGUUUGAAAGCAAGGUGGCAGAAGUGGAGGCAGCUAAAGCAAGGCUCAACACUUUUACCCAGAGGCUGACAUUUGCUAAAAGACGAGUGGAGACAGUCCAAGCUUUGGUCAUGAGGAAGGCAGCCCUGCAGAAAGUUGAACAGGCCUGUAAACAGCCAGAUAAGGAUGCUGAAAGCAUCAGAAACCUCCAGAUAGAGCACAGUUUGGUGUGCGAAGAGAGAGACAGACUCACUAGAGAGCUCAAAAGAACCCCAGAGCUUAUCGAGAACGCUCUCGCUGAUCUGAAAGAGCAAUAUGAGAGUAAAGUUAGGCUACAGCAGCAGGAGCUGGAGCAGAGCUGGGUGGAGCUGGAGCAGGCUGUAGCCGGUAGAGAGAAGGCUGAGCAGAACCUGCAGCAGAUCCAGGCCCAGCUGCAGGACACUAAGGUCACCCUGGAGAGAGUCCGCUGUGAGCUGCUCAGCCAGCAAGAGCAGAGUGAGCAGGCCCUGCAGGAAAGAGUGUCUGAGAUUGAGGAGCGGUGUUCUGAGAAGCUGAGAGAAAUGGAGGCUCAAGUCAGCACAGUCAGGAAAGAGCACACCAAAGCAGUUAUGACUUUGCGGGAGUUUGAGAGAGAGGCAGCAAAGAAACUGGAAGAGAUGAAGCAAAGCCGAAAUCCGGAGAGUGAAAACACAAAGAGGAAAGUCCAGCACAAUCAACUGAAGGAGACAGCGAAGGACAAAAACCAACACUUGGUCACGGUUGCCGAUAGAGGGCUGAUGAAGGAGCACCAGAGAGCUCAGGCGACAGCUCGGCAAAACUCUGCUGCUCCAUGGAAACCUCGACAAAACGCUUCAGAAUGGAGCUGUUCUGUAGGUGCACAAGUCCAACUACCUGCAGAUGAGAGACUUCUGUGUGUUUUGGAGGAGCUCCAUACUCUCAGUGCUGCAGUGGUAAACAGCUCUGAGGACUCUGCGGAGGAGGAAGGACAGAGUGACAGUGUGGAACCAUCCACUGGCAGUCUGCACAGCUGAUACCUGAAGAUGAGUCACUGCAGCCAAUCAUUGAAGACGUACGUUCCUGGAGAGGUGAUUCAUCAUGGCAAGCAGAGGAUGCAUGCGUCAAACUUAAAAUUUUAAGAAACUUAAUAGUGGAUGAUUUGAAGUUGAGUCUUGCAUUUAUAUUGAGGGCUCGUAAAGCAAUAUAUAAGACGUGAGAACAUUUAAAUUCUUUUAUUUUAAGCCUUUGAUACAAAAGUCUUUAAUGUAAUCAAUAACCCACAAAUAAACCAUACCAUUACAAUUUAAACUUAUCCACCACUACUGAUUCUAAUCUUGGUCAUAAGUUACGAUUGCGAUGUGUACUUUAGCUAAUAUCACUUCAUAUCAGGAGCAGCGACAUCCCACUAUCAGGGUAAUACUAAUAAUUCUGAGCCAUGUUAAACACAGGUGUAAGUUCUAACGCUUAUCUCAUGUCCUCAUUUCCACUACAACACCAGAAGAGGGCGAUGUUGUCAAAGAUGAGAGCAGCACAUAUGCUGCGGUCCGCCACUGUUUGGGGUUAAUCUUAAAAAAAAAUCUAAUUUCACCAUCCAUAAGAAAUAUUUCCAGAAUAAUUUAAUGCUGUUUCUCAACAAAUUUCAAACAACAUAAGGGAUCUGGGUUAAAACAUUUAGAAUAAAUAUUGCAGUAUUGUUGCUUUUUCCCUUAAGCCUGGAAAAAAAUUAUUUUACUAUUAGCAGCCUGGCUGAAUAUGUAAUUAUAGACAGGGGGGCAACUAAACAACACAGUGGGUGGCUAAUAAAUUAGGAAAGCACUGGAAUACAAACAAUAAAUGAAAUAAAUUGAAUAAUACCAAUAAUUUAACAAGAAGAAUAAACAAAGAAUUUUCAUGUUUGCAGAAAUAUCAACUGACAUGAAAACAGUUUUUUUAUUCCCUAAAAUCAGCUUCACUGAUACUGGAAAGUGUUGCUGUGUGCUUGUGUAUGAGAAAUCCUGCAUUUGCUUCUGAGGCUGAUACUGUGCUGUCAGAGUGCACUGUGUCAAAUCAGAGCAUCUGCUGUCAUUGGCCCUGCCUGUCAUUAAGAGUCUGCGUCAAGACUCAGUCCACUAGCUGUUUUUCUCAAGUGGAGUGCUGUUUCCAUUGCUUGUACAGUUUGGCGUUUUCAGUGGAAUGGUAAUGUUUUCUUAUCAAUAAAUGAUUUAUGGCCUGUA